AUCAAAAAAUAUAUAAAUCCUCCACCUCGUAUUUGCUGGUGGGGAGAGAACAGGGGACAUCGAAUCAGCACAGACUGCCUUAGAAUAUUUUGCAGCUGAACACCCCCACCCCAAAAAAAAAACUCAGUGAUAUUAUAUAUUUUUUUGUGUGAGUGAGAGUGAGCUUCUUGUGCAUAAUCUGAUCGACUUGACUUGAGUUGGGGCAGUGUUUUGAGUGAGUUCCCCAUACGCUUUUCCAAGAAAAUAAGGCAACUUUUAAGAGAGAGAGAGAGAGAGAGAGAGAAAAAGGAAGAAAGAAAAAAGUUUUAGGAAAACACAAGAGGAUUCCUCCUCCGUUGGGGCUGAUUUGCCUGCAGUAAGAUUGAGUUUAUUAGAGUAUACGCACCGCUCUCUACCCUAUAGCCAAGAUCCGUAACAUUACAGCGAUGAAUCCCUUCUCCUCCUGGGUCACUGUUGCUGCGUUGGUAGUGAUGGUGCAGGAAACGUGUUGCUUCAUUCUGCAGAAUGCCUCACACUUUGAAAGUUUGCUCAAGUACAGAAGCCACUGGAGAACCAAGCGAGCCAUCCUCCAGAUCGACAAAGAGGAAGUUUUACAACUUCAUAACAAGCUGAGGGGCCAGGUCUACCCUUCAGCCUCCAACAUGGAACACAUGGAGUGGGAUAAAGACCUGGAGAGAUCUGCGGAAAGCUGGGCCAAUGAAUGCAUGUGGGAACAUGGUCCUUCGCAGCUGCUCAAAUCGAUAGGUCAGAACCUGGCAGUGCAUUGGGGAAGAUAUCGCUCACCAGCUUUCCAUGUACAGGCGUGGUACGAUGAGGUGAAGGAUUACACCUACCCAUACCCACACGAGUGCAAUCCCUGGUGUCCUGAAAAAUGUUCCGGUCCAAUGUGCACCCAUUACACACAGCUGGUGUGGGCGACAACUAACAGAGUCGGUUGUGCUGUCAACGUCUGCAGAAGGAUGAACGUAUGGGGAGAGAUCUGGGAGAACGCCGUCUACUUAGUGUGCAAUUAUUCACCAAAGGGUAACUGGAUUGGAGAGGCUCCUUACCAACAUGGACGCCCGUGUUCUGAGUGCCCGCCAAGCUACGGUGGAGGCUGCAGGGAAAAUCUCUGCUACAAAGAAAAUACACUGAUCGAAGAAAAUAUUUUGACAAGACAGCAAUCGCCUGAGCAAACCAAUGAAGUGGAGCCCUAUGAGAUCAACCCCGACACAAUAAUGCCAAGGAUAAUGCAGCCGAGUUCAAAGGAGAUGCUCAACAGCAAGAAAUACAUGACUCAAGUCAUCAAGUGUGACACUAAAAUGAGAGACAAGUGCAAGGGGACAACAUGCAACAGGUACCUAUGUCCAGUGUAUUGCAAGAGCUCGAAGGCUAAAGUGAUUGGAACUCUUUAUUACGAAGUGCAAUCGAGCAUCUGCCGAGCUGCCAUUCACUACGGAAUAAUCAGGAACGAGGAAGGCGGGCUGGUGGAUAUCACUCGGAAAGGAAAAAUCCCAUUCUUUGUGAAGUCGGCAAAAUACGGCAUCCAGUCCAUAAGCAAAUUCAGGCCGGCCAAUGGAUUCGGUCUUUCCAGAGUGACCACACGGACAGUGGAUUGCUACGCUACAGUUGCUCAACUGUGUCCAUUCAGAAAGCCGGCUUCUCACUGUCCCAGGAUUAACUGCCCCCCAAACUGUAUGGAAGAAUUUCCCUUUUGGGCUCGGGUCAUCGGAAACAACAUUUACUCUGACAGAUCCAGUAUAUGCCGAUCGGCAGUGCACGCCGGCAUCAUUAAGAACCACAUCGGGGGCCUCGUAGAUGUCAUGUCCGUCGAGAAAAAGAACAAAUAUCCGUCAGUUUUCAAAAACGGGAUCCAGUCAGAGAGUAUGAAGAACCCUCCAGACGGGAAAGCCUUCAGAGUGUUUGCUGUGGCCUGAGUGAGGGAAUGAUUCUGACAGAACUCCAGUGGGUUUCCCAGACUGGCUUCCGAGGGUAGGAAGCACUAGGAUGAGAAACAUGAACAUAACUAACUGUGCAUGUCCGAUAACAGCCUUCACCACCUUCACUCCAAGAGGACAGUCAACGUUUUGUUUCUCAGACCGUGAACCCUACAUCUCAUACGUCAAGAAAAUCGAGCAAAACCUCUAGUGUGAAGAUUACCCCUCAACCCUCCUCAUCAUUUUGUACAUAAUAUUUUGAUAUUUUUGUUUUAAAUGCAGAGUAUAGUUACAUACAGCUGUGCUGGUAAGUCUAUAAGUUAAGUUGCUCAGCAUAAAGAGAGUUCAAUAUUUACUCACUGUACAAUGUGUAUUUUGGUGAAAUUUGUUGUGAGUGUGUGUUAGGGUGUGUGUCACUCCAUUCCUAUUCGACUUGUUUCCCUUUAACCUGGCCCGAGCACUGUGCGUGUGUACAUUCCUGGAACAAGUUCAAGAGGACGAUUCAUAAAAAAAAAAAAGCAAAUGGGUGCACAGAAGAGAUCUCUGGAAGCCAAGGCUGCCUUAUCCUUAGCUAAAAGCUGUUCUUAACUCCUUAACUUAGCUACCUUUUGAUCAUUGGUCCAUAUUGGUGCUUGUUUUCCUCUGCACCAGAAUGAAGGCAUUUUGGGAGGCUGGCUUCGAUAAUUGCAAAACGCACACUUUAUCCGGUACAGUACCUCGGAACAAAUCUUAUUAUUAAUUUAUAAUGUCCGCAAGCUCCAAGAGUCUUGCUUUCUGUUGCCCUGAAGGUGCAAGCAGUGUUUAAUGACCGUCAGGAUGUUGCGCUCAAUAACUCGUUUUUCUUGCCAAGGGGCUCGUCACCCGCACAGCCAAGUUGUCCUGGUGAAACGGUGACCAUUUUAGUAUGAAGUGAGGCAAAAAGAGGGCAGUUGUAAAUAUUAAAUGAAAUAAUGAUGCUUGGCGUUACACACAUAGGUAAGACUCGUCUCCUGUUAUAACUCUCAAAUGCUGUCCCAGGCCAACCGAAGAGAGUGGAAUGGAUCUUUGUGGUAUUCCUUAACAAAUCCGACAUGUUGAUUUACAAUUAUCCGACAAUCCCACUCUUUACCACUGGAGCUGAGUGAAGUCGUCUCUCACCUCAUCUUUCCUCGUUCUCUUUCUAAGAAAAAAAGAGAAAAAAGACUUUUUUUUGGGGGGGUGGGGCAAGGAUAUUCAGUAAAUGAGGCUUAAAGAUUGUCCUUUAAUGAGCCUUCUGAUCUCUUUUAUUUUUCUAAAAUCCCCUUUGGAAAAAGAGAAAUCGUAAUUGGCAGCGCGUACACGGCUAUAAUUCGCAUCAUAAGCAUUCAAUGAAAACUUGGCCACAGUUAACAAAUGCUGUAGUAUGCACUAACCCCCCAUGUGAAAACCUUGAGGUUUCUUACCAUAGUUUAGGGUAUGAUAUUCAAACCUCCCUCAUUGUAUUUCAACUUGUAACUCAUUCCCGAUUUCGUACUCGCGUCUAACGGCACUAUUAAAAAUAACUUUUCAUAGAGCCUGAAAUGACACACACUACAGACCUGUCCAGUUAAACAGUUAAACGCUCAAGGUAAAGUGGAGCUCAGCAUUACAUUUGGCACCUACCCUUCUGUUUGCUCUCAGAUGCCGUAGGGAGAAUUCAAAGGAAAGUUUUCUAGAGAAUCAACGCUGGAAAAAAAAUACGUUUUCCAAAAGUUGCUGACUACAAUUUGAUGUCGAAUUUACUUAAGUGAACUUUCCGUUCAUCAUGAACCUUGUUAAAUUUCAAUUAAAGGAAAAGGAAGGGAGGAGGGGGGAGAGAGAGGGAAGGAAUCCAAUGCACCAUUUGAUACAAACAAGAGACCAGUGUGUGGUUUUAGGGAAAACUGAAACAGGCUAUUUCAAGAUCGGCAGCAAUAGCAAGAGCAGGUAGCAUGGAAAUAAUGUAGUUUUUACCCGACUGAAGGACGUGAAAGAAGGGGAGAGGGGGAAUAAACACAUUGCUGAUAUUUGCAAGCUGUCUCAUUCCGUCCCAAACUGGAAUGUUGAGCCACUGCAGUCUACUGUAGUUGUUGAGUGGAAUUUCCCAACACUGUGUGCAAAGUAUUUUAACACUGUUUGAACUAAUGAUGUUGUCUUGACUUUUGCUACACAUCUUAACGUUCACGCAAAGUGUGCGUUCCUCAGUCUUUGUUUGAAGCUGGAUUAUUUUUUCUUUUUAAGUUUUUACGAUCCUCAAGCGUGCCACCUGUGAACUAAAUCCCAGCCCGAAACCUGUAAGAAUCUGAAUUGGAUAUCACGCACGAUUUGCAAAAAAAAUAAAGUUGGCUUUCUAACCAAAGCGCAAAGCAAGUGAAAGAAAGUUCACGUUCAAAAAGGAAACGUUGCUGAGAUUUGAACAGCUCAGAUUUCUGAAUUGGUUCAAUGUCCGCAGAUUCCCUGUGGGAGAAUCCGCAUCGAAAGGUUCACUCUGUAAAGUAUGACUCGCCUUCUAAAGUCAAGUAAAAUAUUUUCCCAAAGAUCCAAACCAGACUGAAGUUCCACAUGUGUAAGCCACCGACACAUGGAAAUUUCCCCUGGGUCUGGAACUGUGCCUCUCUCCCCAGAGGCAUGCACCCUGCCUACCUGAAUCCGGAGAGCAUUGGGGUGCAGGUUGGCGAGAGCCCUAGACUUGGGAGACCUCAGAGGUGUGCGUUGAGAGUACCUGCUGGAGCCUAACUGGCUAAAAAUGCACCGCUUGUUACUGAGAGCCCUGUUUCUGACAAGCUUCCCGCUGCUUGGCCAACUACAACCCCCGUUAGGGCUUUGGCUUGCAGGGUUAACAAGUACAACGAUUCAGUUUUGCAUUGCCUUCUUGCGAGGGGGAUGAAUUAUGUCUUCAGACUCCUUAUAUCUGGCUUUCCGUGCCAAAUGUAGAUCCUUCGUUAAGGGCACCCCCUUCUUAAAGACACAGUGUUAAUUUAUGUUCUUAAAAAGAACACCUUUAAGCGCUCUGGGGACGCUAACCUGCGUGAGGGGUGCUGUGUAAAAUGCAAGUUGUUGUUGUUGAAGAAUGGGGCCAUCUUCAAAUCGUCCUCGUAAAAUGCUUACUUCAUGGCAUAAUUCUCCCAUUAUUGAUACUGAAUGUACUGCAUUGCAAAGGAUGAAUAAUAAACGUAAGCAUGUUUCUUA
Callorhinchus milii (elephant shark) is the source of this 5081-nucleotide messenger RNA. Its product is annotated as cysteine-rich secretory protein LCCL domain-containing 2. Gene Ontology annotation, cellular component: extracellular region. Bases 426 to 1916 code for a protein of 496 amino acids. NCBI's taxonomy places the organism in Eukaryota, Metazoa, Chordata, Chondrichthyes, Chimaeriformes, Callorhinchidae. The transcript is spliced from 15 exons. The record is from RefSeq and is a predicted model, not a curated record.